UUUAGUAGAGAAUAUGUCUUUAUUUUACUGAUGUUUUGGUUCAGUUUUGCUACUAUUUUGGUUCUGUUUUUCUGUAUGAUGAUACAAACAAUCUCAAUAAGCUCUUCAAAUGAUAAUGAUAAUAAAGUCUCUCUUUGUUUGCUUCUUUGUUUUACUUGAACUCAUAGUGAUUUUUGUUUACCAAUUUCACCUCAUUAGAUAAGUGGUUAUUCGAAUAUAGGUUUGAUUCAAAUAGAUUAAUAUUUAACCUUGUUUACAUAGAAUGGUGAAUACCAAGAAAAAUGUUGUGUGUUCCUCCUCACCUAAUGAUGGGGGGCAGAAAACAAAAGCUAAUUGGGAUUAUAAGUCAACUGAAAACUUUGUGAAAGCAUGUUUGGAGCAAGUUUCCAAGAGAGAACGUGUUGGUACGAGCUUUACAAAAAAAGGGUGGAACAAUAUUAAGGCCCAAUUUCAUAAUUUAACCGGACUGAAGUAUGAGAAGGCUCAAUUAAAGAAUAGGUAUGACAGUCUGAGAAAGGAUUGGAGAGCAUGGUAUAACUUAUUUGGGAGAGAAACUGGAUUAGGGUGGGAUCCGGUGAACAACACUGCUGUAGCACCUGAUGAGUGGUGGGAGACCAAACAGCUGGAAAACCCUCUUUAUGAAAAAUUUAGGAACAAGGGGCUUCCAUUCGCCAAUGAGUUAACCACACUUUUUAUGGAUGUAGUGGCUAAUGGAGAGUACACUUGGGCACCAUCAUGUGGGGUAUUGCCAUGUGUGUUUGAAGAUGAUGAUAAUGAUGAUAAUGAUGUAGUGGCUGUAGAAGGAUCUGGUGAUAGCGAGGAUGCAAGUGUUGGAGCAACAAUCGAAUUUGCAAAUAUUGGACUGAAUUCUUCACAACAAACCGAUGGUCAAAAGAGUGGUGAGAAGAGGAAAAGAGCUGUUAGAGCAGACAAGCCAAGUCAGAAAAAAGCAAGUGCAUCAUCAAAGAUAGCUGAAGCUGUUAGUUUAAUAGCAGAGACAUGUCGUUCUCGCAAUGAUGCUGAGGGUAAUGCAUCUAUUGGUGAAGUGAUGGCUGAGCUUCACACCAUGGAUGAAAUCUCAAAUGAUCUUUAUUUGCAUGCGCAGUGUUGCAACUUGCUGAUGUUUAAGCCUGCAAGGGAGAUUUUUAUUUCCCUACGAGGUUCAGAGGAGAAAAAGUUGAAUUGGCUUAAGCAUACAAUUGAUAACCCAUUGCCAUUCAUGACUAUGUAAUUUGGAACCUGUGUGACUAGGAUGUAAUGGGAAUUAAGCUAGGAAGUACUAUGAAUUAAGAAGUAAUCUACGAAGUACUAGUAACUAUGAAGUACUGUUAUGUUUAGUCUUUAAUGUUUAAUGUUUCGUUGUCUUUAAAUUAAGAAGUAAUCUAGGAAGUACCAGUAACUUUGAAGUAUUGUUAUGUUUUUCCUUUCAAUUAGGAAGUAAUCUAAGAAGUGGUAGUAACUAUGAAGUACUCUUAUGAAGUACUAGUAACUUAUGUAAUGUUUCUAUCCCUUAAUGAAGACUUAUGUUGUGUGAUAA
Messenger RNA from Medicago truncatula (barrel medic), 1537 nucleotides. RefSeq names its product L10-interacting MYB domain-containing protein. The record is from RefSeq and is a predicted model, not a curated record. The transcript is spliced from 2 exons. The coding region runs from base 263 to 1231 and encodes 322 amino acids. Lineage: Eukaryota; Viridiplantae; Streptophyta; Magnoliopsida; Fabales; Fabaceae.